CAUACACACUCUGAUUGCUCUCUUUCCCUUGAGCUUUAAGUAGAUUAAUGGAUUAGAAAACUGCGAUGUGCAUAUUCAUCUUUAGUCACAUCUUAAACUGUAGAUAUGGUGAAGAGAUGGGUUGCAGAUGCAAAGACGAUUCUGCAGACUAUGUUUGGGUUUUGGACCCAGUCGACGGAACUAAGACCUUUAUCACAGCUCCACUCACUCUUUCUUCUUCUUUUUUUUCUCAUUUUUAUCAAGUCUUUAAACAUUUGAUUCUUGUCAUCAAUUGCUUCGUCUCAGUGAAACCUGUGUUUGGUACGUUGAUAGCUCUGCUGUACAAAGGUAAACCGAUUCUAGGUCUAAUUGAUCAGCCUAUUCUAAAAGAGAGAUGGAUAGGAAUGAGUGGAAGAAGAACUAAAUUAAAUGGGGAGGAUAUCUCAACCCGAUCUUGCCCCAAACUAUCACAAGCAUAUUUAUACACCACUUGCCCGCAUCUUUUCAGUGAAGAGGCAGAAAAGGCAUUUGCUCGAGUUAGAGACAAGGUAAAGAUGCCAUUAUAUGGCUGUGAUUGCUAUGCUUACGCUCUCCUGGCUUCUGGAUUUGUCGAUCUUGUUAUUGAAUCCGGUCUAAAGCCAUAUGAUUUUCUAGCUCUGGUUCCUGUAAUAGAAGGCGCUGGAGGUACUAUAACCGAUUGGAACGGUAACCCACUUCUGUGGGAAGCUUCAUCCAGUGCAGUUGCUACAAGCUUUAAUGUAGCUGCAGCAGUAGAUGCAGAUAUUUAUCAGCAAGCAUUGGAGUCACUUGAGUGGCAGUGAAAAGGUUUCACUGGAGAGGAUUGUCAAGGUUCUACUCGGGGAAAGCAAGAUCAUAUGCUUGUAUCUCAGAUGUUAAAUGCCUUGAAGAUCUCAAGAAAACAACCCAUCCUCUUGAGGAUGAUGAUGAUGACGAAGAAGAUGUGUACAAGAAGAGGAAGAAGAAGAAUAAGCAAUCAUCUUCAUCUUCAUUUUCUGCGGCUGUUAACAGCAAUGUUAAUUACCAAAACUACCCGUGUCGUAGAGUCUCUAGUAGCACCCAUUGUUCCUCCCCUUGUGUUGGUGCUUAGAUUUUUUUUUUAAUCAGUUUCUUAAUUUACCACACCUUCAUCAAUCUCCCUUUUGGCUUUUUUUCCCUACAUAAUACUCAAAACACAGGCUUUUGUUAUAUUAACAACUUAGUAUUUUCCUAAUGUAUUUGUGGUUAACUUAUUCUUUGCACUAUUUUGUAGACUUGUUCCAUUUUCGUGUAGUGUUUGUCUAGGCCAGAGUGUUGGUAUCCCUUAGACUUGUAAAAUAAAUUGCAGAUAA
Messenger RNA from Eruca vesicaria subsp. sativa (arugula), 1328 nucleotides. Lineage: Eukaryota; Viridiplantae; Streptophyta; Magnoliopsida; Brassicales; Brassicaceae. The record is from the annotation of a GenBank genome assembly.